AUGGACGAGACUGCCCUAGCCACAUGCGCGGCGUUAGUGCCGUUGUAUGUUAAUAAUAACGCAAGAGUUCUAAAAUUAGAUCCGGGCAAUCUAGCGACGCUUCUGGGAUAUGUUAGCCUGGAACUGGGAUACUGCGGCGCAAGCGUCACUAUAAAUUCCUACGUGCGGACAUCGUGGAUCGUGGAUAGCAAUUUCUAUGCUAGCUCGGUCAACGCUACCUGGGACUACAAUCUUGUCAAAUCAAAGAUGUUCUACGCGUGGAAUAGGCCCGCUUAUGCCGGGACGCUCCCCGCCCCCGAUACGGAUUGCACGUCGGCACCGGUCGGAAAGUGCGGAGAUAAAGAG
Messenger RNA from Mesorhabditis spiculigera, 345 nucleotides. Lineage: Eukaryota; Metazoa; Nematoda; Chromadorea; Rhabditida; Rhabditidae. The record is from the annotation of a GenBank genome assembly.